This is a messenger RNA of Helobdella robusta, 588 nucleotides long. RefSeq lists its product as hypothetical. The transcript has 3 exons. The record is from RefSeq and is a predicted model, not a curated record. The annotation marks the transcript as partial. Lineage: Eukaryota; Metazoa; Annelida; Clitellata; Rhynchobdellida; Glossiphoniidae. Gene Ontology annotation, cellular component: nascent polypeptide-associated complex; cytoplasm. Gene Ontology annotation, biological process: protein targeting to membrane.
ACGAAACAUAACAGGAGCGAGAAAAAAGCAAGGAAGGCGCUUUCCAAAUUGGGAUUGAAAUCUAUCUCGGGGAUUUCCCGAGUCACAGUUCGGAAAUCCCAAAACAUUUUAUUCGUGAUCGACAGUCCGGACGUGUAUAAGAACCACUCGUCCGAAACGUACAUCAUCUUUGGAGAGGCCAAGGUCGAGGAUGCCAGCCAGCAAGCUCAAGCGGUCGCAGCUGAGAAGUUCAAGCCGCCCACAGCUGCCACAGCUGCUGCCGCUAAUGAGUAUUCAACAACUUCGAAAUUGAUUGACAGCAAGGAGGAGGAGUCAGACGGAGAGGUUGACCUGGAUGAGACGGGAAUCGAACCCAAGGACGUCGAGUUAGUGAUCUCCCAAGCUGGAGUCUCCAGGAGGAAAGCCGUCAACGCUCUAAAAAGAAAUCAGAACGAUAUCGUCAAUACAAUCAUGGUAUGUAUGUAUGGGUGUAUGUAUGUACGUGCGUAUGUGUGUGUGUGUGUGCGUGUGUAUCUGUGUGUGCGUGUGUAUCUGUGUGUGUAUGUAUGUAUAUGUGUGUAUGUAAGUUUUUUGUAUGAGGUUGUGUGA